Chinchilla lanigera (long-tailed chinchilla) is the source of this 2961-nucleotide messenger RNA. It is a transcript of the gene Eng, whose product is annotated as endoglin. Gene Ontology annotation, biological process: vasculogenesis. The transcript is spliced from 15 exons. NCBI's taxonomy places the organism in Eukaryota, Metazoa, Chordata, Mammalia, Rodentia, Chinchillidae. The record is from RefSeq and is a predicted model, not a curated record. Bases 372 to 2336 code for a protein of 654 amino acids.
GCUAAGGAAGCGCAUUUCCUGCCUCCCUGGGCCGGGCUGGAUGAGCCGGGAGAGCUCCCGCUGCCGUGGGUCACCCCAGCCUCCAUCUGCGUCCCCGUCCUGAGCCGGGACCGUCGCCCCUGUCGCUGUCCACAGGAGCCGGUGCCCCCUCCUCGCCCCCCGACGACCAGCGCCCCCGGCCAACCGAGUCCCGCGCACGCUUCUCUUGACCCCUCGGCCGCCACCCCAGAAGGCUGGAGCAGGGACGCCGCCGCUCCGGCCGCCUGCUCCCCUCGGAUCCCUGCGCGAGCCCACGCCGGCCCCGGCGCCCGCCCGCAGCCCUGCCCCUGGACACCGGAUAGGGCCCCGCGCACGGAGUCCCGGGCCACGGCAUGGACCACUGCGCGCUCGUCCUCGGCGUCGCCCUGCUGCUGGCUGCCUGCGGCCUCGGCCCCACAGCAGGUCUUGCGGAAAAUGUGCACUGUGACCUACAGCCCGUGGACCCCCACAGAGGCGAGGUGACCUACAUCACCAGCCAGGUCUCAGAGGGCUGCGUGGCGCAGACUCCUGGUGCGACGCUAGAAGUCCACAUCCUCUUCCUGGAGUUCCCAAGGGCUGUGUCACAGCUGGAGCUGACCCUCCAGGCAUCCAAGCCAAAUGGAACCCACCCUCAAGAGGUGCUUCUGGUCCUUGUCACGAACACAAACGUCUUUCUGCAGCUCCAGGCCCCAGGAAUCCCGCUCCGCCUAGCCUACAAUGCCAGCCUGGUCAUCUUUCAAGAGCCCCCAAAAGUCAACGUCACUCAGCUGCCACCGUUUACUACCAAGACCAAGAUCCUUGACUGGGCCGCGACCAAGGGCCCCAUCGCCUCAGUGGCCUCACUGGACGACCCCGGCAACAUCCUCCUCCGCCUGGGCCAAGCCGCGAAGUCCCCGUCCUUCUGCCUGCCAGAAGCCCCGCACGACAUGGGCCGCACGCUUGAAUGGCGGCCGCAGGCCCCCGCCUCGGUCCGGGGCUGCCGCUUGGAAGGCGUGGCCGGCCACAAAGAGGCGCACAUCCUGCGGGUCCAGCCGGGGCCCAGCGACGAGCCCCGGACGGUGACCCUGAAGGUGGAGCUGAGCUGCGCGGCCGGGGCCCCCGAUGCCGUGCUCAUUCUGCAGGCUGCACCCUACGUGUCCUGGGUCAUCGAUGCCAACCACAACGUGCAGGUCUGGACCACCGGCGGAUACUCCUUCAAGAUCUUCCCCGAGAAGCACAUCCCGGGCUCUGCGCUCCCAGAGACCCUGCCAGGCCUACUGGGAAAGGCCCGCAUGCUCAAUGCCAGCGUGGUGGCCUCCUUCGCGGAGCUCCCUCCGGCCCGCGACAUCUCCCUGCGGGCCAGCUGCGGCGGUGGGCUACCGACCUCGCCUGCGCCCGUCCCCACCACCCCACCCAAGGAGAGCUGCAGCCCGCACCUGCUCCUGUCCAUGGUCCAGCCCACCUGCGCCAACGGCGUCAUGACACUGGUCCUCAAUAAAGACCACGUGAAGGCUCUGCAGUGCGACAUCACUAGCCUGACCUUCUGGGACCCCACGUGCCAGGCCAAGGACAGCAAUGACCAGCUGGUCUUGCGCAGCAACUACUCGGGCUGCGGCAUGCAAAUGACACCACACACGAUCAGCAAUGAGGUGGUCAUCAGUAUCCUGUCGGAGUCAUUGCCACUGAGGAAAAACGUUAAGUGCUUCCAUAUGGAGGGCCUCUCCUUCCACCUGGGCCUCUACCUCAGCUCACACUUCCUCCAGGCCUCCAGCACCAUGGAGCUGGGGCAGCAGGGCUUUGUGCAGGUGACCAUGGCCCCAUCCACUCCUGACGUCACGUUCCUGCUAGAAAGCUGUCACCUGGACUUGGGGCCUGAGGCGGACACUGUGGAACUCAUCCAAGGCCAGGCGGCCAAGAGCAGCUGUGUGAGCCUGCUGCCCCCCGGCCCUGAUGGUGCCGCACGCUUCAGCUUCCUUCUCCGUGUCUACAGGGUGCCCGUCCCCACGGCCGGCACCCUCAGCUGCACUGUGACCCUGACAGCCAAGAACCUGCCCCAGAAAGUGCAAAGGUCCGUCUCCAUGCGUGUGAACCUCGUCAGCUCCGACCUGUCUGGUAAAGGCCUCGUCCUGCCCGCCGUGCUGGGCAUCACCUUUGGCGCCUUCCUCAUCGGGGCCCUGCUCACCGCCGCACUGUGGUUCAUCUACUCCCACACGCGCCCCCCUGGCAAGCAGGAGCCCGUGGUGGCAGUGGCUGCCCCCGCCUCCUCUGAGAGCAGCAGCACAAACCACAGCAUCGGGAGCACCCAGAGCACCCCCUGCUCUACCAGCAGCAUGGCAUAGCGCCUGGUCCGGAGCCCCAGGGGCCCCAGCCAGCCCUCGCCCAGCAGGAGAUGCUAUGCAGCCACCAGCUGGGAACCACUGGCCAGGAGCUCGCCCCAGGACCCCAGUGCCUUGCCGCCGCCAUCCUGGACGGAGCACACCCUCUGCACCCGCCCCUCCUGCCUGCCGCUCAGGGGCCAGCUGCCAGUGGGGGCACCAGCCUGGAACUCGGGGGUCCCCGCCCCCUUGCACAGAACCUCUAAACCCAGGGCCUGUAGGACACGGCUGCCUAGGACCACAUAGACCGCUGUCCUGUGCAUUCACGUCGCUAUAGACACUAGGGGCCCUGCCCUUCGAACCCAGAACAAGUGCUGGGGAGCCGCGCCGACCAGGUGUGAACCCGAGGACUCGGCAGCCGUCACCAUCCGGGAGGACGAGGGCCUGGCCCAGAGCCACCUGGAGCUGGUCCCUGAGGCCUCCACGCCUGCACUGGCAUGACUUUGAUGGGGAACACGAAGCUGAUGGGUACCUGGCCUGGGAGCCCCAAGGGCCACAUUCCUGGCCCAUCAGGUGGGGAGUGGCCAGGCCCCUCGUCCUGGGCCCACCCCUUUAUGUCCACGGUCAAUAAAUCCGACAUGAAACCAGG